GGCCUGUGUCACAUGGUCUGGAAGUGACGUCAUCCACCGGGAGCGGAGGUCUUUGAAACUAUCGCUCCCGCAUGACAACAGAGCUGUGAGCCCCAGACAAGACCAUGUCCUCUCCUCGAGAUCAUAAGUCACCCGGAGGUCAAGGAAGAGGUGGCUCCCCCAGUCUCUCUACUACGAAGAAGCCUGGGAAGAAGGGGCAGACAUCGCCUCAAGGUGGCCCCAGCCUACAGGAAGUAAAGAAGAGGGCCCACCGCAUGAGGAAAACUCCCGAAAGAGAGAUUUGUGACCAAUUGGAUGGAUUGCACCUGGGUACAGAGGCUCCUGCAGAAGGAUCCGGCCUGGUGUAUGAUGAUCGAAUGACACAAUUUUUCUGUCUCUGGGACGACAAGUUUCCCGAGUGUCCAACUCGUCUUUUGGCUGUGAAGGAGAAGUUGGUGGAGUACGGGCUGCUGGACCGCUGCCUGCCAGUGCCAGCACGGGAAGCAUCUGAGGAGGAGCUCUUGCUGGUUCACAGCCCAGACUACGUAGAGUUAAUGAAAUCCACCCAGAAAAUGACAGAGGAAGAGCUCAGAGCACUGUCAGACAACUACGACUCUGUCUACCUGCACCCAAUGUCGUUCACUGCUUCCCGCGUGGCCGCCGGGUCUGUACUACAGCUAAUUGAUAAGGUCAUGAGAAGGGAAGUCCGAAAUGGGUUGGCAGUGGUGAGGCCUCCGGGGCACCACGCUCAUACUGACCAGAUGAAUGGUUACUGCAUGUUUAACCACUUGGCCAUCGCCGCCAGAUACGCCCAGCACCAGCACGGCGUAAAGAGGGUUCUCAUCGUGGACUGGGAUGUACAUCAUGGACAAGGCACGCAGUUCAUAUUUGAGGACGACCCGAGUGUCCUUUAUUUUUCAAUCCAUCGCUAUGAAAAUGGAGAAUUUUGGCCACAUCUGGUGGAGUCUUCCAGCGCUGCCGUGGGCAAGGAGAAGGGCGAGCGAUAUAACAUAAAUGUGCCGUGGAAUAAGACGGGAAUGAAUGACGCGGAUUAUAUCACAACGUUCCUGCACCUGCUCCUGCCCGUCUCCUACGAGUUCCAGCCGCAGCUUGUGUUGGUUGCUGCAGGAUACGACUCAGUGGUCGGAGAUCCUAAGGGGGAGAUGUCCGCCACCCCAGCAUGCUUUGCACACCUUACCCACUUGCUCAUGUGUUUGGCUGAAGGAAGAGUAGUGCUCGCUCUAGAGGGAGGAUACAACAUGCGCUCUAUGGCAGAAGGUGUCUGCGCCUCAUUGAAAGUGCUGCUCGGGGACCCAUGUCCGAGCUUACGUCAGCCUUUCACACCCUGUGAGAGUUCUCUGCAGUCCAUCUCUGGCGCCAUAUCUGUCCACAGGAAAUACUGGCGGUGUCUGCAGGACCAGGAUUUUCCCUUUAAGAUCGAGACAGGAGAUGAUAAACUAAAAACAGAGGAAAGCAGUGACCGCUCCUUCCCCGAGGAGUCAGAAGAGGAUAACCUGAAGGUCACCUUGGACACUGCGAUGCAGGAGGUGAUGAGGAAGUUACCGGAGAGGUGCACGGGUCUGGUGUAUGAUGAGCAGAUGAUGGAGCAUUAUAACAUAUGGGACAGCGGUCACCCUGAGCUCCCGCUGAGAAUUGCGCGGAUUUUCAAGCAUCACAAGGAGAUGGGGCUCGUAGAUCGCUGCGCUCGUCUUCCCCAUCGCCUUGCCACUACUAAGGAGCUACAGAUGUGUCAUAGCCUCCCUUACAUUAAGACGUUUGAAGAAAGCUCACGAAUGAAACCAAGAGACCUGCACAGGAUGGGCUCUCAGUACAACUCCAUCUUCAUCAACAACAGGUCGUAUAACAGCGCCCGCCUGGCCGCGGGCUCUACGUUCAGCGUGGUGGAGGCCGUACUGAGGGGAGAGGUCCAAAAUGGAGUUUGCAUAGUCCGCCCUCCGGGUCACCAUGCCGAGCCAGGUGCGGCCUGUGGGUUUUGCUUCUUUAACAAUGUCGCCUUGGCCGCGCGAUACGCCCAAAGUCUGCAGAGCCCGUCGGACCCUCCUCUAAGGGUGAUGAUUUUGGACUGGGAUAUCCACCACGGUAACGGUACUCAGCAUAUAUUCCAGGAUGAUGCCAGCGUCCUGUAUGUGUCGCUCCAUCGCUAUGAUAACGGCAUCUUCUUCCCAUCUUCUGAGGACGCCGCACACGACAAGGUUGGGAGCGGUCCAGGCGAAGGAUUUAAUGUGAACAUCCCCUGGAAUGGAGGAAAGAUGGGAGAUACGGAGUACCUGCUCGCCUUCCACAGAAUCGUCAUGCCCAUAGCUUACGAGUUUAAUCCACAACUUGUUUUGGUCUCUGCCGGAUUCGACGCCGCUCGCGGUGACCCGCUUGGAGGUUGCUGCGUCAGUCCAGAAGGCUACGCCCACAUGACGCAUCUCCUGAUGGGGCUGGCAGGGGGCAAGGUAGUGGUCGUGCUUGAGGGCGGAUAUAACCUUACGUCGAUCUCUGAAUCCAUGUCCAUGUGUACCCGGACACUGCUGGGUGAUCCACUUCCCUUCAUAUCUGACCUGCACGCCCCCCGUCCUGCGGCCCUGCAUGCUAUCUCCAGUGUUCUUGGAGUACAUCAUAAAUAUUGGCGUAGCCUGUGUAUAAACGUUAGACCUCCUGUACCUUCUGAGGAGGCCUCGGAGGUCCUGUUCUCCCCACCGAAGAUGCAGCCACAUAAGGAUAGGGAGACUGGAUUAUCAUCACCUCAACACAGAAGUCCUGGAAAGCAGAUUGUAUCUACUCCUUCUCCUCCGAGACCAGAUCUAAGGGGGCAAGAAGAGGAACAUCUGACACCAAAGCAAAGACCAUCACUUUCGACCAUCGAGAGUGCAGAGGCUGGCUCUCCGGAAGUUAGGACUUUGGUGAUCCAGGAUGUAGAUGACAGUAAGAAGGACUCCAUAUUGGAGGACCUUGGAGAAGAUUUGGUGCCUAUGAGGGACGGUUCAGUCUCCAGUCUUUCUGCUCAGGACGAGGAUGUGGACAGUUGUGCCAAACCAGAUCAGUCAUAUGAAGGAGAAUCGCUGGAACUCGUCAUUGAGUUGCAGGUGUCUGACCAGACCCCAGAGAAGCAGAGGUCUAAACCUGCGACCGAGAGCUCGGUGGAGGAGCUUUUGAGAGACUUGCACUUGGGAGAGGAUACGAAAAGUGUAGACGUCAGGUCUCCAGACAAUGAUAGCAAGCCAGUCGGUGGAGCAAGGAAGAAAACCUCCAUGGGGAGAUCGUCAGGAGGAGCGCAGGUAGGGUCUGCUUCUGCAGAUAAGCAGCAGGAUCCGGCGCCGCCCGAUGAAGCUGCUGGGGGUGAUCGUUUGUUCUGUGAACUUGACAUGGACCCAUCACUCGGAUUCUCUGGGGAAUUAUUUACCGUAACACCCUUGCCCUGGUGCCCUCACUUAGAUUCAGUACAAGUGCUGCCCCCUAGUGGGCUUGACGUGACAGAGCCGUGCGCAGAGUGUGGCACCCAGGUGGAGAACUGGGCCUGUCUGACGUGUUACCAGGUUCUGUGCGGAAGGUACGUCUCGCAGCAUAUGAUGUGUCACGGAGUCUCCUGCGGCCAUGAUGUCGUCCUCAGCUUCUCGGACCUCUCCGUGUGGUGCUAUAGCUGUGACGCCUACAUCCAUAACGAGGUUCUCAUUCCAGCGAAGCAAUCCGCUUACCGUUCCAAGUUUGGCGAGGAUAUGCCAGGAGUCUAAAGUUCCCAGAUGGCAGCGGCCAGGGGGGGGAGGCAAAAGUCUACCACAGAGACUACUACAACUCCCAUCCUCCUCCUUAGUUUGUAACCCUCGCCGUAGUGUUUGUAUUCAGCUGCUGAAAUGCUGCCUACGUUUGUACCAUGCAAGUUCUGCAGCUUUCUGUUAUACCUUAUGUUUCAGUUGCUCACUGUUUACAAGAUACCUGCUUGCUGUCAGUGAACAGCAGCUUUUUGGUUUACAUCCAAACAUAGGAACCUUUUUUAGACCUUCUCACAGCUGAGGGUUUGUUACCGGCCACCCUCAGAUUUCACAGACUGCACUGAUAGCACUGUCACAGACUAGCAGAGCCAGCAAAACAAAUUUGCGCUGCUGAUGUGUCUAGUUGUAACAAAACCACAGCUGUGAGAAAUAUUAGGUCUGUACACGGUUUUUAUCCUCUGGAUGUGAACAAGAUUGUCUCUGUUCACUGACAGCAAGCAGAGAUUAUGAAACUGGUGAGGAAUUGAUACACAAAUGAUAUUACAAAGAUUCUGACAUGCCAACAGUGUCACAGGCACAGAGCCCUUUUAAUCAGGACAUCUAUAAUAUAUAUAUAUAACCUCAUUUAAAGGGGCGUGUCCUCAUACACUUCAGUUCGCCUUGUCAUUGUAGGCAAUGGAGCAGUGACUGGUAUUAUGCUGUUUUCAAGUGACCGUCCCCCAUAAUCUUUAUGGUUAUUUAAUGAUUUAUUAUAUUUAAUCAGACACAAA
Bufo bufo (common toad) is the source of this 4465-nucleotide messenger RNA. It is a transcript of the gene HDAC6, whose product is annotated as histone deacetylase 6. The record is from RefSeq and is a predicted model, not a curated record. Gene Ontology annotation, cellular component: histone deacetylase complex. Gene Ontology annotation, molecular function: histone deacetylase activity; zinc ion binding. The transcript has 29 exons. Lineage: Eukaryota; Metazoa; Chordata; Amphibia; Anura; Bufonidae. Bases 105 to 3716 code for a protein of 1203 amino acids. Gene Ontology annotation, biological process: chromatin organization.